UCGUAAACACUCAACGGGGUGGUGUGUUUGCAAUUUGGCUGCUCUUGUCGCGUGUUUUCCUGAGUUUUAACGCUGGAUAUAUACACCGAGAGGUUCUCUCUCUCUUAGCGUAUAUAUACCGGUUUACUUUAAUCUCUAGGGAUUAAAGUAUUCUUGUCCGGUGGUGAAAAGGUUACGUGCAAUUGAAAGACUUUAAACCCCGUUAACCAACCUGAAGGUUUUAUCAUGUGCAGCUGUCUUAUUUUUCUGUAGUUCCGGAGCAUAAUAGUAUCAGCUAUGACUGGGGAGGGGAUUAAGCCCAAGCAUCUGGUGCACUGGUUUAGGAAAGGUCUUCGUCUACAUGAUAACCCAGCACUACGAGCCGGCCUCAAAAAUGCUUCAUCGUUCAGGUGUAUAUUUAUAUUAGAUCCAUGGUUUGCUGGCUCCUCCAACGUCGGCAUCAAUAAAUGGAGAUUCCUUCUGCAGUCUCUAGAGGACAUCGACAGUUCGUUGCGGAAGCUCAACUCUCGUCUGUUCGUUAUACGCGGCCAGCCAGCACACGUCCUGCCGGAGCUGUUCCGAGAGUGGGGCACAACAUGUUUAACUUUUGAAAAGGACCCUGAGCCAUUUGGCAAGGCACGUGAUGCUAACAUUGUAGCCAUUGCUCGUGAGAUGGGCAUUAAUGUUAUUGUCAAGACAUCCCAUACACUCUACAAGCCAGAAAAAAUUAUCGACAAAAAUGGUGGAAAACCUCCUCUCACAUACAAAGCAUUCCAAAAUAUCUUGAUGAGCAUGGAUCUGCCUCCUCUACCUCAAAGCACAAUCACUCUUGAUGACCUGGAGAAUAAAUGUACCCCUAUUUCUGAUGACCAUGAUGAGAAAUAUGGGGUUCCCACUCUGGAGGAACUUGGCUUUGACACAGAGUCACUACAUCAAACAGGUUGGAAAGGUGGGGAGAGUGAAGCCCUGGCCAGAUUAGAGCAUCAUCUAGAGCGUAAGGCCUGGGUAGCCUCUUUUGGUAGACCCAAGAUGACUCCUCAAUCCUUAUACUCGUCUCGCACUGGGCUGUCACCAUACCUCAGAUUUGGCUGUCUGUCUUGUCGAAGAUUUUUUUCAGAACUUAAUGACCUUUACAGAAAGAUCAGAAAGUCUCCGCCACCACUUUCACUGCAUGGUCAGUUAUUGUGGCGAGAAUUCUAUUAUACUGCAGCAACCAACAACCCCAAGUUUGAUCAUAUGGAAGGAAACCCCAUAUGUGUUCAGAUACCAUGGGAUAAGAACCCAGAAGCUCUUGCAAAAUGGGCAAAUGGUCAAACAGGUUAUCCCUGGGUUGAUGCCAUUAUGACCCAGCUGCGGAAGGAAGGGUGGAUUCAUAAUGUAGCUCGACAUGCUGUUGCCUGUUUCCUGACUCGUGGUGAUUUGUGGGUGUCAUGGGAAGAGGGUAUGAAGGUUUUUGAUGAACUGCUGCUGGAUGCAGACUGGUCUGUAAAUGCUGGAUCUUGGAUGUGGCUUUCAUGUUCAUCAUUUUUCCAGCAAUUUUUCCAUUGUUACUGUCCUGUACGGUAUGGUAGAAAAGCUGAUCCAAAUGGUGACUAUAUCAGAACGUACUUGCCAGUGCUCAAGAAUUUCCCAACAAAAUAUAUUCAUGAACCCUGGACUGCACCUGAGUCAGCACAACGAGCUGCCAAGUGUGUUAUUGGGCAAGAUUACCCAAUGCCUAUGGUGGAUCACAUCAAGCAGAGUCAAAAUAAUAUUGAAAGGAUGAAGCAAGUGUACCAGCAACUUGCUCACUACAGAGGAAAAAUUAAUCCUGCUAUAAAGUCUCCAACUGUGGACCACUACCCAUCACCCCCACAUGAAUAUGAAAAGAGAAGCAACAAAACUGGGAAAAAAGAUAUCCAGCAUGAUUCAAACUACAGAGUUCAAGUGCAAGCCUGACUGAAGUGUGCCUUGGAUGAUCAUGAAUGCUGAGCUGAUAAAUUCAGCAUUGGAACACUUUUCAAAGGACCAAGGAAGGUAAAAUUGUGUCUCAGUACAAAACUGAAUUAAUAACAAAUAUUAGUGAAGUGAAUGAUAAUGAACAAAAUCAUCUUAUAUAGUGUUUAAACUGCAUUAGCUACAACACAUGAUAUUCAUGUGAAUUAUAGCAGAUGCUCUUCUCACUGAUACUAGAAAUGAUUGAUUCUACAUGCUGUAGCUAUAUCUCAAAAAAGUGACUUUACUAAUGAAUUUUUGGAAGUUCCAAUGUUAGAAUGACUAAGAGGUAGCAGUGUUGGGUCUGUUUACUCCAGGCAAGAUUAACAUAUAAUGUAACAAUGGAAUAAAUUUAUUUGUAAUAAUUUAAUGCUGCAUUAUAAAUAACUUGUACCUAAUAGAUACCUUAAGUUUUUUUUUUUUAACAUGCUGAUCGUCUCCCACCGAGGCAAUGUGACCGGAAAAAAAAAAACCACUUUCACCAGUGUUUAAAUAAAGUACUGAGGUGUAUCUCUUCUGCUAAAGAACUGACUUGGCUCAGAUUACAUACUACAUUUGUAAAUUCCCACACUUACAAUGGUAUACAUUUAUGCAGAUACACAGGUAAAAGUGUCAGGAUAUAUGUUUGUCAUUUAGAAUCAAUAAUUAGUUAGUGUGAUCAUCAUACCUGCGUGUGUGUGUGUACACACACGUGCGCAUAUAUGCAUGAGUGUGAUAUACCUAUGACUGUUUUGAGUCUGGUAUUUCUGUAGCCUGGCUGGGACUAGGCUUCUCUGGUGCUUGCCUGGUCAACCAAGCUGUUGCUGUUGGUGGCUCAUUUACAGCCUGAUUGAUCUGGCAGUUGGUGGAGGUAUUGAUCCAGCUUCCUCUUGAAAACUUAAACACUUGCUCCAACAGUACAGGCAUUUCUUGUAUCUGCUGGCAGUAGAAUGAAUAGGCUAGUCUAUGGAUCUUGAUACAGUGGUAUUCUCAUAUUGUGCCUAUGGUGCCCCUGAUUUUCAAUGGGUUCAUAUUACACUUCCUCCCAUAUCUCUCCAGUAUGUUGUUCCAGUAGUAAAUAGGGUUGGGAUUAGGUCCUCCUGGAUCUUCCAAUUAUAUAUUCUUUCUUCUUCUUUCAACACACCGGCCGUAUCCCACCGAGGCGGGGUGGCCCAAAAGGAAAAACGAAAGUUUCUCCUUUCACAUUUAGUAAUAUAUACAGGAGAAGAGGUUACUAGCCCCUUGAUCCCGGCAUUUUAGACGCCUCUUACAACACGCAUGGCUUACGGAGGAAGAAUUCUGUUCCACUUCCCCAUGGAGAUAAGAGGAAAUAAACAAGAAUAAGAACUAGAAAGAAAAUAGAAGAAAACCCAGAGGGGUGUGUAUAUAUAUAUGUUUGUACAUGUAUGUGUAGUGUGAUCUAAGUGUAAGUAGAAGUAGCAAGACAUACCUGAAAUCUUGCAUGUUCAUGAGACGGAAAAAAGGACACCAGCAAUCCUACCAUCAUGUAAAACAAUUACAGGCUUUCGUUUUACACUCACUUGGCAGGACGGUAGUACCUCCCUGGGCGGUUGCUGUCUACCAACCUACUACCUAGGACAUUCUUUUAUAUCUAGGCCAAAAUUUACUGCUCACAGCUUAUCUAAAUGAGCAAAGCUCAUCAUGUAGUUCUACGGCACAAACCACAAGCUCAAAGCUGUAGUACUACGGCAUGGACUGCAAGAGUGUUAAAUAUAUGUGGCCUCUAAAAUGCAAAAUAAGCCAGGAUCUCAAACAGAACUGUUUAUGCAUAUAAAAUUAUGCCUUGUUUGGGAAUUAGAGAUUAAUGAAACCUCUAGGAACAACCCUCACUCAUUUAGGAUACUCCCAAAUUUACAAGUGUUGAGUUCCUAGAGGUCUUCAAGGAUUCAAAAUUUGCAGAUACUGUUCACUGAAUUCUGUCCACAUAAUCAGUUUUGUUUUGGAUUUGGGUUCAUUUUGUGAUUCAGAAACUAUAUCUCUAAUUGUUUCAUCCUGGUUAAUAUUGACAUUCACAAGAAAGAUGGAGAGAGAGUACAGCGGAACCUCAAAUAUAGAACUUUCUUUGGUCCAGAAGGCUGUUCAAGUGUCGCUACUGAAUGAAUUUAUUCCCAUCAGGAAUAAUGUAAAUUAGAUUAGUCCAUUUCAGACCCUCAAAAAUACACUUAUAAAAGCACUUACAAAAAUACACUUACAUAAUUGGUUGAGUUGGGAGCAGUUCGAUUUUUGAGGUUCCACUGUACUAGAGAUUGAGUAAAUUCCUAUGGUUAAUAUUCAAUUCUGAGGUUUUGUGCCAAGCCAAAAAAUGAAAAAACUCAUGAAUCAUCAAAGCUAUGUGGUAGGUCCUUUAGGAAAAAUACUUGGUGAUAAAAGCAUAAGAAUUUGGAAGCUUGUAAAUUCCAUGCAAAGAUUAGUGAAAUACAUCUGUAUAUUAUAGCAUUUGUACAUUACAUAUACUGUAUAGCAUUAAGUUUAAAAUACACUUCAACUAUUUGAACUCUGUGCCAGCUCUGGAUUUCGCUUGCAAUUACCGACUUUUUUCUAGAAUUACUCAGAACUGUGGAAAAGUGGUUACUAGAAUUUUGGAUUAUAUCAUUAAAAUAAAUGAAUUCUCAAAAUUGUAUUAAUCUGGAAGGAGGAGAAGCACUAAACCUGUAGAGGUUAUACAGUGCCUCACAUUUUUGAAAAGCAUUGAACCCAUAGGGGUCAAACAGUGCUGCCUGGGAAAUUGGGAGGCAGUCAGGUUUAAUUCAUGGGGAAGACAACUAAUUCUUUGAAUCAAGAGUCCUUCAUUGGCAUCAAGAAAUGGAAAAAAAAAUUACUUAUCAGCCAUACCUGCCAGUGCAUUAUGAAAUCCAGUAAAGAUGUCUUGUAAUAAUUUUUUGUUGUGUCGUACUUUUAUUUGGUAUUCAGAGUGAAGAAACCAAUAAAGAAGUGUGCUAAAAUUCCAUUGAUAAGUUGGGUACAGUGCUGCUGCCAGUCAGGUAAUCCAGUAUGUGCUUCACAGAUAAAUGAUUGCUAAUGGUCAAACAGUUCAGUGAAAAAUUGCAGCAAGUUCAUUGCAGUAUUAUAUAUUUAGAUUUUCUUUCAAAAUCAUGUUAGACACUUCAAAGGAUAGUGAAACCUAAAAGAAACCAACUACUGAUUAUACAAAAUGUUUAACAUACUUAAAAGAUUUUAACAUAUAAGAGUAUUGAAAAUGUUGCAAUAUUUAUAUACUUAGUAUGCUACCACAUUGGGCUACAUGGCAUAAUAAAUCAAUAGCAAAUUGUGCCUUAAAUCAAAGUACUCUGCUGUCUCUUAGCUCUGCUCAUUCCAUAAUUCAGCCCUUUCAAUGUAUAAUUGACAAAUUUUAUUAUAUUGACAAUUAUAAUGUACAAAUAAUUCUCACAUGUUACACUAGAAAAUGUAUUUGCUCAUUAAAAUCUUCUUAAUCAAAGGAAAACAUGCCAUUAAAUUUCUGUUUAUAUACUGGAUAGUAAAAAGUAACUAAUUCCCUAGUUGCCACUAUUAAAUACACUUGCAUCAUGUAUAUAUAUAGUGUUAUCAUUAUUAAAAGUGUUUUUGCUAUACAGAUACAGGGUGUUCAGAAACUCAACUCGCCCUUAUAUGGUGGAAGAGCCACAGAUCAGCAUGCAGUGUUUAGUAGAUGGCAUAUAAAAGGAGCAAUUAAAAUGAGUGCUCAAGUAACAUGAUUUAUCAUGUACACUUAAGUGACAACCUUAAUGACCAACAUAUUCAACAAUUACUGUACAGUUAUUUAUCAAUAAACAUGCAUUUUCCAUGGGUUGCAUCUCUUUUUGAACACCCUUUACAAUACUGUAUCUUCCCCUCUCUCAAUAAAUGAUAGAAAAUGGCAAUAUACUUAUAUUUAUGUUAAUGUGUUAGUCAACAUAGUGAAGACACUAUCUGCUGUACUAUUUCAUUACCUGUUGGCUCAUAUUGUACAUAUUACACAAACAAUCAAACUCGGUCAAAAAGUGAAGAAAUGACAGGUGCAAAACAAGCUUUUAUUGUGACAAUGUUUCAUUCAAUGUUAUGAAGUCAGCAAAGAAGAUAUAAAAUGCCCAUAUACAACCAGAAUGGUGUUACAAUAAAUGCUUGCUCUACAACUGCAUUACAGUCUGCAGUGCACAGGCGCCGACUGCCACCUAGCAGCUGUCCCUUUCCAGAAUGCUAUCAACCAUGUUUCCCACCGAGCCAUUAAUGGGUUUAAAUUUUCUGUCGCUAAAACACAUCAGAUUACUUUACAAGAUGCUCUGUUGUCCCAUUCAUCAUCAAGAGUUGUGUUUAUGUUUAGGUGCUUUUUUGUUCCUUCCCUGUUGAGAGCCUAUAUACAGAGGUGAACAUUCCAUCUUUGCAAGAUCAGCGUGAUGCCCAUUGUCUCCAUUAUUUUGUCUCAUCUCGUUACCGUCAUGAUCCUUCUACAUAUAGGAUGGUAGCAGAUGUUAGUGGAAGUCCUUUGUUUGAUUGCCACUCCUCUUUAUUAAGUGCUUAUAAUCUUCGUAUUCAUUCUUUCUUGGCUUACCUUUAUUUAGCCCCCCUCUAUGUCCAUCUAGUAUUUACCUUUUCUCUCCCCCCUUUGGAUUAUUAUUAUUAUUAUAAUCAAGGGGGAAGCGCUAAACCCGGAGGAUUAUACAGCGCCGGGGGGGGGGGGGGAUGUGGAAGGCAUUCAGGCUUAAUUCGGGGAACUGGAGCUCAGAUCCAAUUCCCUAAAUCAAGAGCCCCUCACCAACAUCAAGGAACCUUCCUUGAGGGGCCCCCCUUUGGAAGUUACAAUGAUUCAUGUCUGUUCUUCCCCAGUUCUGUGUAUGAAAGCUCAAUUAUCUAUUAUAGCUUAUCGAUCCCUUUUUUUUUUUUUUUUUUUUUUUUUUUUGAAUCAUUUCCAAUCUCAUUCUGAUGUCAUUACAGUAUACACCGAUAGUUCUAAAUCCUCUGAAAGUAUCGAGCUUGCAGCAGUUUUCCAGACAGUAAACUCAGCUAGCAUUUUCACAGCUGAGUUCUGUGCAUUUCUCGUGAAGGUUAUAGGUGUAACAAUGUUGGUAGAAUUACUGACAAUAUGUUAAGUAAAGGACACAAGUGCAACUAAUGUGAUAUCUUAUUGUGGCAACAUUUUGCUCUCCAGGAGAUUUAUCAAGCUGUUAUGGCUUGAUAAAGCUCCUGGAGAGCGAAACAGUGCCACAAUAAGAUGUCACAUUAGUUGGACUGGUGUCCUUUUACCUAACAUGGCUAAAGGUAUUGCAAUCCUGACUACCUCAACAUUCACAAUAGUUUCAGACUCCUUUAGUAUUUUACAGGCUAUCCAAAAUUUUUAUGCUACUCAUGCCAUUGUUCUUUGUAUACAACUUUGGUUGCAUCACACUUCUAGUAAACACAGACAUCUUUUUCUGCUGGGUCCCUUGACAUAAAGGUAGACUGCUGCAUGGUAAGCUAUUCAUGACCCUCAUUUCAAAUAGGAGUAUUCCAUUCUCAGACUAUUUUACAGUAAUCUCUAGACAACUUUGCAAUAUGCAAUAUGUAGUAGGUUGGUAGACAGCAACCACCCAGGGAAGUACUACCGUCCUGCCAGAUGACUGUGAAACAAAAACCUGUAACUGUUUUGCAUAAUGGUAGGAUUGCUGGUUUCUUUUUCUGUCUCAUAAACACGCUAGAUAACAGGGAUAUCUUGCUACUCCUACUUACACUUUGGUCACACUUCACAGACAUGCACAUGCAUAUAUAUAUAUAUACAUACAUCUAG
Cherax quadricarinatus is the source of this 7690-nucleotide messenger RNA. Its product is annotated as cryptochrome-1. Gene Ontology annotation, molecular function: FAD binding; DNA binding. The record is from RefSeq and is a predicted model, not a curated record. Gene Ontology annotation, cellular component: cytoplasm; nucleus. Gene Ontology annotation, biological process: circadian regulation of gene expression; entrainment of circadian clock by photoperiod; negative regulation of DNA-templated transcription. Lineage: Eukaryota; Metazoa; Arthropoda; Malacostraca; Decapoda; Parastacidae.